This is a messenger RNA of Plodia interpunctella (Indianmeal moth), 3480 nucleotides long. It is a transcript of the gene Iap, whose product is annotated as Death-associated inhibitor of apoptosis 1. Lineage: Eukaryota; Metazoa; Arthropoda; Insecta; Lepidoptera; Pyralidae. The transcript is spliced from 2 exons. Bases 146 to 1342 code for a protein of 398 amino acids. Gene Ontology annotation, biological process: negative regulation of apoptotic process; positive regulation of protein ubiquitination; positive regulation of canonical Wnt signaling pathway. Gene Ontology annotation, molecular function: ubiquitin protein ligase activity; cysteine-type endopeptidase inhibitor activity involved in apoptotic process. Gene Ontology annotation, cellular component: cytoplasm; nucleus. The record is from RefSeq and is a predicted model, not a curated record.
UACUGCCAUUGCAAAUCGUGCGUCGUUGAAACUAUACGCGAUGUCCGUGGAUAUAGAUGAACUUUAAGGAAAAUAAUUUUCCUUACGCAGUUUAUCUUAUCUUUCUCUAUCUUAUCUUUAAAGUAAAUAUCCAAAGUUCCAAGUUAUGUUCAAAAUUAAAAAUAAAAUCCAUAGUUUCGUUAAAAACGAUAAAGUAGUGAAUGUGGAUGAUAUAAAUCCUAUGGAAAAAAAAUCAAAGAAGGAGAAAUCAAGAAAGACUUCUCCUGAAAAAAAAGAAAGAACGGAUGAAAUAACACAAUUUGCAUCAAAUGCACCAAAGCCAAACCUGCUAGCUUUCAAGAAUCAUCAAUGCGAGUCGAAACUGGCCAAUGGUGGCCUGCCGUCGCCGUCUUCAUCAACUUUGAACACUCCAUCGCUAGACAAGAUUGAUAACCGGGAUACAUGCACGCUACAAGACGUAGAUUUACGGAGAGAAGAUGAACGCUUAAAAACAUUUGUUAACUGGCCUGUACCAUUUCUUUCGCCACAAAAACUAGCUAGAAACGGUUUUUACUAUUUGGGGAAAAAUGACGAAGUGAGAUGUGCUUUUUGCAAAGUGGAGAUUAUGCGGUGGAUGGAGGGCGACGAUCCAGCCAAAGAUCAUCAGCGAUGGGCGCCACAGUGUCCUCUGUUACGUAAACAGAAUAGUGCUGGUAACGUUCCCGGGUCUACACCUUCCACGAACGGACGAGAUGAAUGUGGUCCACGCAUACCGCUUGCGACCCCCGGGAGACCAAGUCCCGCCCAUCCGGAAUACGCAAACAUCGCGGCCAGGUUGCGCACCUUUAAAGACUGGCCUCGUAGUAUGCCCCAGAAACCAGAAGAUUUAGCCGAGGCCGGCUUUUAUUACACCGGCCAAGGCGACAAGACCAAGUGUUAUUACUGUGACGGAGGACUCAAAGACUGGGAAAAGGAUGACGUACCGUGGGAGCAGCAUGCCCGUUGGUUUGACCGUUGUUACUACGUAUACCUAGUAAAAGGACGCGAUUAUGUGAAAAAGGUGUUAGCUGAUUCUGCUGCCGCAGAGUCGGAAGCGAAGGAUGAGACCGCAUCGACAUCAGCUCCGACAGCAACAGCAACUACAACAGUCACGGCCGCAACGUCGGAAAAAAGUAAUUCGAGCGAAGAAGGAAAACCUUUAGCAGAUUCAAAAAUAUGUAAAAUAUGUUAUGAAGAAGAAAGAAAUAUCUGCUUUGUACCGUGCGGUCAUGUAAUAGCUUGUGCUAAAUGUGCAUUAUCUACUGAUAAAUGUCCUUUGUGUCGUGCAGAUAUCCUAAAUACUUUGCGGCUAUACUUCUCUUGAGUCCUCUUGACUAAUUUCCCCUUGCUUACAUGUGCUGAAACCAUAUGUAAUCAAUCAAAAGGUACACUGUGAUUUAAUAUAAUUGUAAUUCUUCAUGUCAAUGAUUUAGCUUCUACUUGGCAAAUGAGAAUUUAAUUGACUAUUAAAUUGAUAGCUCUAUUUUUCGCGUGCCAACUUUGCAGAGCACUUUUGAUUGUGGUGCAUUAACAAUAACAGGUAGAUUUCAUUUUUUUAACAAAAUCGUUCUUAAUAAAUUUACCUCACUUAUAUUUUAUCUAAACAUUCUAAUUAUGUCGAUGGAACAAAAAUAUCGAUUUUGGCAGGCAUUAAUUAAUUUAAAAAUCGCAAAUUUUGAAGUGAAAUUAGGGCUAAAUUAAUGUUAUCGACUCAAUGGCGAAAUUCCGACAAGGUUAAUUUUUGUGACAGCAAAAUGUGAAAUGACUGUACUAUAUUUUUAACCAAUAAUUAAUUUUCUAUAAAUACAAGCUCAUGUAAAUAAAUAUCACAGAAUUGAAAUAUAGGGAUCAGUGAGUAGUACAUGAUUAAUAUUGAGAAAAAUAAAAAUAAUAUAUAAAUUAUUGAGGUGUUUUUAAAUUAUUUAUGAUUCAAAUUGUAAAUGUAUGUGUAAUAUUAUGUAAAUAUAUAUUUGUAAAUUAUUUCCUAUGCUAGAUAUUAUUUCGAUGGCAAUUUAAGUAUUGUUCCAUUGUCAUAAUUUAUGUGUAUAAUAUUAAAAUUACACCAAUGCAGUGAAUUAAGUAGACCUAUCUAAAAUCGCUUUGCAAGCUAACUUCAGGCUUAAGAUAGCUUGCCAAAGUUGUACUUUUAGAAUAGAUAUAUAACAAUAAGACUGAUCAACUGUACUUUUAUAAACAAUUCUACUUAUUUUGCAAAGCAUUGGAAAAAUAUUUCUAAUAUUGUACAUUAUCACAUUAAUAAUAGUGCAAUAGACAGAUUUAAUAAAUUUAGUUUGUGAUGUUUGCAAUUUAUAGGUAAACUAACAUUCAUUUUUGUUGCAUAUCCAUAUUUUUGGAAAUAGUUCCAAUUUAAAAUGAGUCCGUUUAAUUCUUAAAAAACAUAAAAUCUAAUAACAUAUAAUUCUUUAAUGAAACUUUUUUUUUGUGGUUUACAAUGGAUCACACAUUUCAUUUGGAUUGUCCUGAACACUAUUUGCUGUGUUGACAUUAAAUGACAGAAUUAAUAAAUUUUGCCAAACUAUGGGAUCUCAGCAAAUUAAAUUUCCAAGCGCAUUGAUAAUCACUUUCACAGUUGUAAUGUUUUUGUUAUGGUUUGUUUGUGUAAAACGUUGCAUGUGACAUUGUUUGAUUUAGGAAUUUUGUCUCUUUGUGUUUAUUUACUUGAAUGGGGUGUAAGUGUCCCAACUACGAGCCACGGGUCAAAGUCAACCUCACCUGCAAACGGUGCACCCUGCUAGAAAACGAACGGGGCUCUGGCGAAACUGUGACAUCUUACAAAGUCGGCACCUUCAUAUAGUCUUAUUAUAUGAAGAUUGGCAUUUGAUUCCGGGCAUUGUACCGGUAGAAAUUACCUAGAAAACGCCUCAAAUUUGUAGAUAACUUACCCAAAUUGGAAUUGUUGAGUUCCAAGUAUAAUUCUACGAAUACUAUAUAAUCUUCGUUUAAAAAUAAGACUGCAUUUAUCUUUUUUUUUUGCUAUAGUGUGCCUUCCGGGACAAAGGAAAUGUUUGAGUCACCACCAAUUAGAUUUUAAUGCAACAUAGUUAUUAUCCUUAAAAAAACUAUGAUUUCUAAAUCAAACAAAUGUCUGAUUAUUUUAUGUAUCCAUAGGAAACUGGAGAAAUUCAAUCGAUGUGUAUUUGUCGUUGCAAAUAUCAGUAGUAACAUAAUGUAGCAGUCGUAAAAUAAUGUAGCAUACGAUGGUAUUACAAAAAUAUUACGUAGUUUACCUAUGCAAUUGCGAAAAAUUGCCCUUACGAAAAAUAUACUGUCUGGCUUUUCUUAAAUAAAAAAUGUAUGUAUUCGUACCAAUCAGUGAACAAUUUUCAGUAAAAGGAAAAAUAUAUGUAUAAAAAAGAUAAAACUCAAAUUACACAUUUUACAUAGGUUAUUAUAAUUGUUAGAAAUAUGUAAUUAUAAAAUAAAAACAGAUUUUUAAUAUCA